This is a messenger RNA of Aphidius gifuensis, 746 nucleotides long. RefSeq names its product cellular retinoic acid-binding protein 1-like. The transcript has 4 exons. The record is from RefSeq and is a predicted model, not a curated record. NCBI's taxonomy places the organism in Eukaryota, Metazoa, Arthropoda, Insecta, Hymenoptera, Braconidae. Bases 277 to 687 code for a protein of 136 amino acids.
UUUAUCAAAAAUAAACAAAAAAGAAGAUUAUCAGCAAUUAUAUUGAGAUGGACAUCAUGAAGUCUGUUCAAAGUUUAUGUAAAUUUUUGCUGAUGGUGAUUUUUUGGGUGCAGGGUCAUAGAUAUCAUCAUAAAAGUUUAUCAAACGACUGACACAUCAACCAAUUUUAAUGAGUUUUUUUUUAACCCUUGAUAAGAUAAUUAUCAUGUUAUAAAUAACCGACAGAAUGUGAUCAAUAAUUUAUUUAGCAAGUUGCUCUUAACAGCAUCAAACAAAAUGUCUUUUUCUGGUACUUUUAUUUAUGAGAGAAGCGAAGGUUUAGAACAAUUGGUAGCUAAAAUUGGAGGACCAGGUGCUGUUGAAAACUUUAAAAUUUUUCAUCGAACAAGGCCACAUGUUAGAGCUACUCGUUCUGGUGAUAGUUUCACCUAUACUUUUUAUAUGUGUGAUGAUAAUAUUAUCAACACUUUUAAAAUUGGUGAAGAAUUUAAAGAGACCACCUACUUCAAAGAUGUUGCUCAGUCAGUCGUAACGAUAAGUGGUGAUAACAUCAUGUAUGUAGUCAGCAAACUUGAGAAUGGCAAUUCAUUUAAUCGUGAAAUAAUAUUUUCACCUGAAGGAUCUAUCAUUCACUUUACUGAAUCGAAAUAUGGAACCAAAGCAACUUCUUGGUACAGACGUAUUUAAACAAUACAUAAACAAUUUUUAAAAAUAAAAAAAAAUGAAAAUUCUCAAUGUUUAAAAGA